Messenger RNA from Styela clava, 1884 nucleotides. RefSeq lists its product as uncharacterized. Lineage: Eukaryota; Metazoa; Chordata; Ascidiacea; Stolidobranchia; Styelidae. The record is from RefSeq and is a predicted model, not a curated record.
GGCGUCCGGGUUACUCUUGCUUUAGAUUACGUUGAGGAGUUCGCGUUGUUUCGCAUUAUUUGUUGAUCUGUGUUCUGUAGUUGGGUUAAAGUUUUCCAAUUAAUUUAGAACGUUGCUGAAUUUUUUUUCAAAGUGUUCGAAAAUGGCAUCCUUGCGUUGGUUUCUUCCGCUGCUCCAAGUUGCGAUUUUGUUUGUUGGUACCCGCGGUGAUGAUGCGCCUGCGGAAGGGGCUGAUUCGAACGACCAAGGAAAUGAGACGGUGGGUGGCAGGUCUUUCGUGCCACAUUUCCACGCCGCGUCUGCUUGUUCAAACGUGGUUUGCAUGAAUGGCGGUACAUGUUAUUCUACUGGCAGCAAUCAACCUAAUACAGCCAGGUAUCAAUGUCGGUGCAUACUUCCAUUUCAUGGUACUCACUGUGAGCAUGGCCAGAGAUCCAUCGUAAUUCCAAGUACUAAUCACUGCUAUCCGAAUCCGUGCAUGAAUGGAGGGUCUUGCUAUACUUCAGGAAAGGGAUACACAUGCCGUUGUGCUGGCUCCUGGAGGGGCACUCAUUGUGAAACACCGUUGUAUGUGAAUCCUGCAGUGGUGCGCAACACUCCGUGUACACAGGGCUUCAACCCUUGUAAUAACAUGUGCGAAUGUGUAAAUUCCUGCCGACAUUCUUCUGGUUAUUAUUGCCGAAGCGCAAAUGGCUAUUUGGGAAAGAAUUGCACGAUUCCUCCUCCAAACAUUCAAUGCUUGGCCAGUCAAAUCAUCGUUACCGUGGACGAUGCCUUUGUCCGUGAGUACGAUUUGGGAAUCGGGAACAGCAGGUUGUAUCUUGGUCGAAAUGGGGGCGGAAUUGUCGGUCAAGAUUGCUACGCAAUAACCAGCAGCGGCAUAUCUCACACCUUCACCAUACCUCUGCCUUUUGGAAAAUGCGGCACAUCUGUACAGGCAAUCGGAGGCAAAACCGUCGCCAACAACGUAAUCUGGUUAAACCGCUUCACCAAUGCAGCGUAUGACAUGCCUGUUCCAGUUAUUAAUUUCGAGUGCACAUACACUAAAGAAUAUAUUAUCGUGACGUCGCUCCAGCCCGCAAUCGACCAACCACCCACUCUCCGGGAAACCGGAUUCACUCGCGUGAGAGGAACUAUAGAACUUUGCAAAGUGUCGUCAUCUUGUCCUAACACUUGUCCGACAAAUUUUGCAGUAAGGGAAGCUGCAGUUUAUACAGUCGGAGAAAUGAUUCAUCUGAAUAUCAGGGGGGAUCAAAGCAUACAGGGAAUCGUCGCAUUGAAAACACUUUACCUCUCUUGUGACGCAAGUCCAAGCAAUGCAAUAGUAAGGCUUAUAACAAAUGGCUGCCCAGGAGGCUCACAGAAUUACAUGCCAACUCGAGUGACCUACAGUGGACGAUCUUCUUCAGUCUGUGCCUCGUUUCAAGUACCGAGAUUGCAAGGUUGUCCGGUCUUCUAUAUACACGCAGAAUUGGAAACCUGCAUUCCUUCAGUGGGCUGUACUUAUAAUCCUAGUACUUGCGGUCAGCAAAUUAUGCCCGGUCGUCGACGAAGAGAUUUAAACGAAACUGAACAUAAAGAUACAAAUGUUUUCGGCCCAAUUUAUGUUCUGUCCGGAGAGCGCGGCGUUCCCUACGAAACCUUGUUCCCGAACACCACUAUCGUAUCGUCUCCAGCUCAGUUUUUGGAACCGAAGCCAGCUUCCGAGAUUGUUCAAGAUUCCACAUCUCUCCUGCUCAUCGUCGGCUUGUCUUUGCUCUGCUUCCUCGUCAUACUAAGCAUUUCAGGAUUAAUUGUUUACCGCUCUCGGUACUCCAAAUAAUUUUAAAUUGUUUUACUUGUAUUUGAAUUACAAAUAAAAAACAUUGUUGUUUUUGCACAUAA